Populus nigra (black poplar) is the source of this 1153-nucleotide messenger RNA. RefSeq names its product protein LEAD-SENSITIVE 1. The record is from RefSeq and is a predicted model, not a curated record. NCBI's taxonomy places the organism in Eukaryota, Viridiplantae, Streptophyta, Magnoliopsida, Malpighiales, Salicaceae. The coding region runs from base 153 to 932 and encodes 259 amino acids. The transcript is spliced from 3 exons.
CCACGUACACACCUCUUUGCUUAACAGGGAAGAUUUUAGAGAGCAAAAUCGUCAUCAGUAGGAAAGAACCAUUGUUCUGUUUUUGCAAUUUGUUUUACGCUUUUGGAAAGGAAAAAAAAAAUUGCAGAGAAGGAAGAGAGAUAGAGAGAGACAUGGGGCUGCUUUCUAACAGGAUUAGUAAGGAAAGCCUGAAACCAGGAGAUCAUAUAUAUUCAUGGAGGACUGCUUAUAUCUACGCCCAUCACGGAAUCUACAUUGGGGAUGAUAAAGUAGUUCAUUUUACCAGGCGCGGCCAAGAAGUAGGAACAGGGACUGUGCUGGAUGUCCUCUUGUUGAGCUCAGGACCAGCCCGCUCCACUGUGCCUUGUCCCAACUGCACUAUGCAGCAAGAUGGUCACGGCGUCAUCCUCUCAUGCCUGAACUGCUUCCUUGGUGGUGGCAUCUUGUAUCGGUUUGAGUAUACUGUCAGCCCUGCUCUCUUUCUUGCAAAAGUGCGAGGUGGAACUUGUACUCUUGCUGUCUCAGACUCAAAUGACAUUGUGGUCCAUCGAGCGAAAUACCUUCUUGAAAACGGAUUUGGUUGUUAUAAUGUAUUCAAGAACAACUGUGAAGAUUUUGCUAUUUAUUGCAAAACUAGCCUGCUUAUUGUGGAUCAAGGAACAAUGGGACAGAGUGGCCAAGCAGCAUCCAUCAUAGGGGGGCCUCUUGCAGCUGUUUUAUCUACACCAUUGCGUCUUGUGACCACCAAUAUUUAUGGGAUGGCAGCAACAGCUGUUGGGGUUUAUUGCGCUAGCAGGUAUGCUGCUGAUAUUGGCAUGAGGAGGGAUGUAGUGAAGGUGUCAGCAGAGGAUUUGACAAGAAGGCUUGCAACAGGCCUUCUCCAGGUGAUUGAACCCCAAAUUUCAGCGGCACCAAUCCAAGCGAUUCAAUAGCUCAUGUAUUCAUGAUCUGGUCAAUAAAUGGUUUGGGACAUUUGAGGAUCCCACUACAUGUGAAAACGCUGUAACAUUGACAAUUUGUUCCAUGGUAAGCACUGAUUUGUAAACGCUGAUUAAAAGCCAGCUUUUGUCUGAUCCUUGCACUUGUAUGUUGUAAUGUAGUGUCUGCCGUUUUAAGAGGCUUCCUAUAUGACUAUGUUUUGUGUUUUCUUGCA